AAUUUUAAUACAUAACUUUUUAAUUUUAAGAAGCAAUAAAAUAACAAAAAGUUCGGAAGAGCUUAGCUCAUUUGCGUAGCUUCUCUGAGAGUUCGAUGUUGAAGUAGAUUAAAUAGAACAACUUUGAAGUGGGACAUCAAAAAUUAAAACAAGAAUAAUCGGUAAUAUCGACAACAAUAUUCGAAGUUUUAUAUAAGUAGACCAUUGAAAAAAAAAUUCUCGAAAAUUAUUCCCCGCCAUAUGAUGACAGGGGUAAUUAAAUCACCGCUCCAAGGUUCUUUAAAAGCAAGUUUCGUAAAACACCAAAAAUGAAAAUCAACAAAACGGGUCACUCCCAAAUAAAGUAGAAUAACUCUGGCCAAUCAAGUGUCGUGCGAACUUACCACGUGACUAAACUGAAACCCACUCACAACUUAUGGUCUUUUUUGCGGAGGUGAAAAUGAAAUUUCUUAUCGGUGUUAAAGAGAUUUUUCGAAAGUGUAUUUUUAAAACUAAAAUAUAUUAAUUUCUUUGAUUUAAUAUGUGAUACAUAUUAACAUUUUCAAGCACUACGAUGCUUAAAGUUAUCCAUUUGAAUGGAAAAUAUAAUCUGUGCAACUUAAAACGUUUAAUAAUAGCAGCAAGCCUCACUACUUUGUCUUUCCUUUUCACAGCAAACUACAUUAUUUCAAACGCAAUAAAAUUUUCUUUUGUGCCGCAAAUCAGAACAAAGCUGGAAAAUUACGAUUUCGACUACAGAAUCACUAAUAAUAUAUGUAGCGAACAGAUAUAUUUAUUGGUCAUAAUUCACAGUGCAGCGAAUCAUUUUGAACAUCGCCAAACUAUUCGCGAUACCUGGGGAAAUCCAGGGGAACAAUUUCCGAUAGUUAAAUUAGCGUUCCUUCUUGCUGUUGAUGAAGACCUGCAGAGAGAAAUAGAUGAAGAAAAUGAUCGUAAUAGGGAUAUUAUUCAAGGCAAUUUUAUCGACUCAUACCGCAAUUUAACUUAUAAACACGCAAUGGGUUUGUCUUGGGUAUCCAACAACUGCAACCAAAGUACAUUCGUACUUAAAAUGGACGAUGAUAUCUUCAUAGACAUUUACCAGUUCAUGGAUUACAUGCAAAAUAAGUUGAAGUACGGUGAUUUGAAGAACAAUAUUGCAUGCUUUCAUCAGAAAAGCAUGCCAGUAGUGAGAGAUCCAGUUAGCAAAUGGUAUGUUUCCAAAACAGAGUAUUCAUCAGACAUAUUUGAAGAUUAUUGCUCUGGAUGGGCCUACCUGACGACACCAAAAGUGGCCCAUCGCCUUUAUCAGUCUGUAAAAAAAGUACCUUAUUUCUGGGUGGAUGAUGUUCACCUGACAGGUAAAGUCAGAAAAAUGGCGAAUGUAAAACUGAUUAGAUUAAACAAUUUAUUUGCUUUGGAAAGUGAUGGACUGAUAGAAUGGUGCAAUUCUGCAACAGAUUUUAAAUGGGAUAAAAUGUUUGCUCCUACUUGGGGGGAUUUGAAGUUAAUAAGGAGGGCGCAUAAGAAAUCUUUAACUUGUUUUGUUGCAGACUGCAAGUGUUGUUACUACCGAACUACUACUCCUAGACCUUCAACAUCAUCUACAACGGUAAGAGGAAGGGCACAGCUGAUACCUUUAACUUUUUAUAGGAAAAAACUUUUAAAUCGAUAGAAUUUCAUGACUAAUAUUUUUUUUCAUGAUUGUGAUAUUUAUUAGUAAAUUAAUUUUGUUUAAAUAAAAUAGUCAUUUCAAUAUAGUGUUGAUUAAAAUCACUUGCAUACAUUAAAAAAAUAAUGACUAGAAAAAUUAACUUUUGUUUUGCUGCUGUUCUCUAGCCCUAUAAAAUAAUUACUAAAUGCUUUGAAAAGAUUCAGUAUAUAGUCAAAUAUUACUUUUUAUCUAGUAGUAUGAUACUGAACAAUUCCCUGAUACAUAAAUUUUGUUUAGGUGGAUUCAAAAACUUGGCAAUGUGAAGGUUUACUCCUUUAAUAGUGAACAAAGCUUAUAAACUAGCUAGCUAACUCUAUAAAAAAGCUAAAUAUAGUGAACAAAGCUUUUAAACAAAUUAUCAGUUUCAAAUAUACUAUAAAAUUUACACUAUUAUAAGUUAAAUAAAAAAGAAAAAUAAUUUGAUAUAUUGCAAUGAAACAAUUAACUAAUUAGAAGGAUAAGUUUAUUUUAUUGCUUUACAUAAUUUUUGAAUUUAUUUUAAAAAAUUAUAGAGGCAGUAGAACUUUAUAUAUGUCGUUCUAAAUCUGCUCAAUAAACUAUUGGCAAAAAAAA
Messenger RNA from Parasteatoda tepidariorum (common house spider), 2266 nucleotides. RefSeq names its product beta-1,3-galactosyltransferase 5. Gene Ontology annotation, molecular function: hexosyltransferase activity. NCBI's taxonomy places the organism in Eukaryota, Metazoa, Arthropoda, Arachnida, Araneae, Theridiidae. Gene Ontology annotation, cellular component: Golgi membrane. The record is from RefSeq and is a predicted model, not a curated record. Gene Ontology annotation, biological process: protein O-linked glycosylation.